ACCGUACCAAACAGCUGACAUCAAGACGCUCACGAGACCUCCCACUGAGUGCCAUGACAGCUGCUGCAGGUGUGACGUUGAUCUGGCACCCAUGAUUUCUACGCUGCAUCCCGAGGGCGUCCAGCCGCAGACGAAGCCCCCCGGUGUCAUGUCCGAGGUGCUGGGACAGAGGAGCUUGCUGGGCUUUGGGGUGUUGUUGGCAUGGCUGGUGCUGUUCCACCUGCUGGUCAACAUCUGGCUGCUGUGCGUCUUCACCAGCCUGUUGGUGGUGCUCGGCGGCUGGCUCGGCUCACAGGCGGUCCUGGAGUCGGACAGUGUGGUUCACCUGGAGAGGUUCACCUCAAUGGAACAGGUUCCUCCUUCUUUGGAGGACGAGCAUAACUUGGACCAGGAGAUCCACAACACCGUGAGGAAAAUCAUCAGGGACUUUGUGUCCUCCUGGUAUACGACUGUUUCCUCAGAAAGCAGGUUUGAAACGGAGGUUCAGGACGCCAUGAUCUCGAUGGCCAUGGAGCUGAAAGUGCGUGCCAGACAGGUCGACAGGAAGAAACUGACCCAGAGGAUCCUGGAUCUGUUCGGCUGUCACCUGCAGGACUUCAUCCGAGCCAAAGAGCUGGUGUCAGAGCAGCAGAAGCCUCUCACAUCAAAGUGGAGCAGUGAGAGCGAGCUGUGGAAAGCUUACUCCAAAGUCACCACGCCUCACCUCACCAUGACCAGCGAAACAGUGGAAGUGAACUACGCCCGAGCAGUCGUGGAUUUGCUGCUGCAUGUUUUGGUGCCUCCGUUGCAUCUGGAGACUCGCACCGGGCGCUUUGUGGUCGGGGAGCUCAUCACCUGCAACGUCGUUCUCCCUCUUAUUGCCAAACUGUCGGACCCUGAUUGGUUAAACUGCCUGAUCAUCGAGAUAUUCAGCAGGUCCACAGCACAGGAGUCGAUCAAACCAGAGCCUCAGACUCCAUCACCGCCAAAACUGCUACAACUGCCUGCUGAGUCAGAGCUCCCGCCACAACAAGAAGCGCCUCAGAAGACCAAUGAACCCACUCCAGUCAGAGCCACUAAUGAAGUGUUCAACCACACUGACUCAACCUCGUCUGAGCUUGGUUAUGAUGUGGUCGACUCAGAGGAGGCUGAGUGUGCGCAGAGCAUCGCUGACGAAGAAGAACCCACUCGACCCUUUUUGAGGCGCUACAUGAGAGGAAGCAAGUCCAACCCAUUCUACCAGGAGAAUGACUCUGAUCUGGAUUCUCCCUCAGUGGAGUACAAACAGAGCUCCAUAGACUCCCUGGUUAUGAUCGGGCAAGAGGAGGGUCUGUACCACGCACAGAAAGACUCGGUCUCAUCUGCGGAGAACAGCGUGGACCAGGAGGACGUCUGCCCCAGUCCAGUGGAUCUCUCCUGCCCUAAAGUCCUGGUGAACUCACAGCUGGUGGAGCAUCCAAACAGCUGCAGCCCCUCGCCUGUCAGAACAAGAGAUGGGGCCGUGAGCAACAACAGCAUCCAGGACGUAGAGAGAGAAGCUCCUUCAGCUAGCCCUGCCAGAGACCUCCUCCUGAGUGUAGAGGGAGGCUUAGGGAACUCCACAGAGCUGACUGAAGUGAGUCCGCUGCAGGCCUCGUCCCCAAUGCCAGCGUUCAGUUUUGAGCCCCUGAGCAGCCCGGACGGACCCGUCAUCAUCCAGAACCUCCGCAUCACCGGCACCAUCACUGCUAAGGAGCACCGCGGGACAGGCUCACACCCCUACACCCUUUACACCAUCAAGUAUGAGACAGCGAUGGGUUACGAACACCCCGGAGGCCUCCAGUCCAGCUCUGAGGAUGCUGAAGUUCUACCGUCAGCGUGCGAGAAUCCCUCCAUCCAGCCUGUCGCUUAUCACAUGGUCAACAGGCGAUACAGCGAGUUCCUCAACCUGCAAACACGCCUGGAGGAAAAAAACGACCUACGCAAACUCAUCAAAGGUGUAAAAGGGCCAAAGAAAAUAUUUCCAGACAUGCCGUUUGGAAACAUGGACAGUGACAAGAUAGAGGCCAGGAAAGGACUCCUGGAGACCUUUCUGAAGAACCUUUGUGCCAUCUCUGAGAUCGCCAACAGCGAGGAGAUGCAGGAGUUUCUGGCUCUCAACACAGAUGCAAGGAUCGCCUUCGUCAAGAAACCUUUCAUCGUGUCUCGCAUCGACAAGAUUGUAGUGAAUGCCAUCGUGGACACCCUGAAGACGGCGUUCCCUCGCUCAGAGCCCCAGAGCCCCACAGAGGAUAACGACGGAGAGGUGGACGGACUGAAAAUCUGUGGAGACAAGAAGAGCAAAUCUCGUAUGAAGUUCUCCAGUAAAAACAUCCCCCUCCUGAACGGCUCAGACAUCAGACCUCCUGUUUUGUUCAGCUGGGAGAAAACUAGCAAAGUGUUCAACAGGAUGUCUUUGGGAGAUUUACAAGGCUUCAUCGCUGAACAGGAAAAACUGGACGUUGGAGAGCAUCAGGAGCGGGAGGACAGUCCGGUGAUGAGAGAGUUCAGGGGACAUUUGGACGUGCAUGGUCAGGAGCCUGGAUCAGAGACGGCGCUGGCUGAGGUGGCUCUGAACAUCCUGUGUCUGCUGAUGAGGGAGCAGUGGAGCUGGCUGUGCAGCGAGAACAUUCAGAGGACCAUCAGGCUGCUGUUUGGGACCCUCAUCAACAGAUGGUUGGAUGUGAGUGUAGCCAACCUGACGUGCACGUCGUACUGGGUGGCGUACCUUCAGGUCAUCCAGGAGGCCGUGUGGCCCGGAGGAGCUCUGCCCACUGAGCCUCAACUGGAGCGCAGCCAGCAGGAGAAGGACGACACGAGGCAACAAGCUCUGCACUGUCUGAUGAGACUCCUACCAGAUCUGGUCUCAGACAUGCUGGGCUCAGACAAGUACAAACUCAGCUGGGAGACUGCGCUGGACUCUCUUCAGGACCCCUACAUCAACAGACACCUGGUCUACUGCAUCUUCGAUCUCCUGCUUGAGUUCCUGGUUCCGGAAGUCCCAGAGGAGGAUUUCCAGAGGAGCCUUCUGCAGACCCUCUCCAAAAACCCGGAGAAGCUGCUGGCAUGAGGAGACCCCCAAACCCUUCAUCCUCUCUCAUCAUCCUCACUGAUGGUGUGAGGUGACAGUGAGGAUGCUCCUGUUCUGCGUGAGAGCGUGAGUGAAUGUUCGGUGUAAGAAUGAAGAUUUUCUCCUCUGCUGCCCACGAUCAGGUGAUCCAGUUUACCUUUGUCCUGUUUUUAUGAGGAAAUCUGGACCUGAUCCAGGUUUAAAGAUGACCAAAUCCAGUUUAACAGUUCUUUACAUCGCAUACUUUGACCACAGGGGGCCCCAAAGUCACACAAAGUGAAAAAACUUUACAUUUCACAUUGAAUUCAUUUCUGCGGUGCCAAAAUCAAAUUUUUAACCAAACUGUUAAUCUUAUUAAAUAUGUCAGACUGUUAAAAGUAUCCAGUGCUGUGAGUUUGACCUACUUAGAAAGUUCUGUCACAUCUUGCUCCUGUAAUCUAGCUUGGUCAGGAUUAUCUUGAUUCUUCACACCAAAGAGGUCCAAACCGUCACAAACUGGAGGUUUGAUUCAGAUAAAAACUAAGACUGGAUUACCUGAUUUCAUCCCUGUUUCAACCUGAUGCUUUAAUCUGAUGAGAUCACCUGUUGUCAGCCUCAGUCCUUGUCUUUGUUGAUGUAUUUAACGUGACGCUCUCGAACACGCUGUCCUGUAAACACAAUCGCUCUAACACAUCCUUCAGUGGAAGCAGCUUUGAUUACAUGAGAGCAGCUGGUCCGUGUUAGAUCUCGUCUGACGUGCCGUUCACGUCUAAACAUGUGGCAAAUCCUCGCCUGAUCUCCACGUCCAGCUUCUUCCUGCCUCCUAAGCUCCCCGGCUUCCACUAAACUCACUUCAGAUGGUCCUCACACUCUGUCCUCAGACCCACACCUGCUGCUCCGCUCUGGAGGAGCAGCAGCGUUUCCCCCUCCACUUAAAUCUCAGGACCCUCUCCGGGGAUUGAGCAUCCCUGUUUCUGAGCUCUUCCUCAGCAUCCUACAGGCUCAGUCUCCAGCCACACACGUGAGUCUGACACAAUGUGAGCUAUACUUCCUAAACCCGAGCCGUCCUGAGGGAUCACAUGUCUCUGGUAGUGAUUUGAACCUACAGAUCUAGGUGUAGGGAAAGUACAUCCUGCAGUGCAGCGUGGUGAAGAGCUGUCCACGAGAUAUUUUACUGGCUGCACAGAAACGUCAUGCUUUCUUUAACAGGUCCCUCAGAGAAUGAUCUGUGCAGUUAAUGUCUAUAUUUUAUAGGAAGCUGGCUCCACAAAAACAGCUCUAUGAAGGACGGAGGAAGGAUUUGGCUUCGGUCCAUCAGAGGAGAGGUUUUGUUGGUUUCUGUAAAACAGUUUCUGGAGUCUCUGUGUCUUUAAGAUCGUUAUCUGUGAUAGGUGGCUAACGUAGCGGCGUUACAGCUCAGUAUAGAAGCAUACUUUCUCACAUAUUGUAGCUGCAUUGAUCCAUGCUGUUAGCUUUGAGUUAAUCUGCAGGAUUAUCAGUUUCUGUUUCUGCAGAAAUGCACGGACCUCAGCCUGCAGGGGGUGAAGAAAACUGAGGAGUGGUGACGAUGUUAUGAAGUGAAGCGUGCAUAUUAACCCUAACUUAUAGCUCUUAUGUAUUUCUGGAGGUUUUAGAGACUUAUGUUUCAUCCACAUUGAUCUCAAGUAGCAGAAUUCGUUCCUGAAGCUCUUCUUCUUCAUCGUGCCUCAUCGUGCCUCAUCGUGCCGGCUGACCUCCCUCUCCUGAUUGUGCCUCCGUCUAAAUGGUCCCUCGGUUGCAUGCUAAUCUGAAUGCAUACUUGUGGUGCAGUUUUUCCCGCUCCACUGCAUUCAGGCAAUCCUUCUCACGCCUCGGUUCCUCAUGCACACAUCUCACUGACUGCAUUUCAUCGUGCAGCUUCAGUUCCUGCUUCCACAUUUGAUGCAAAUUGAAGUCUGUGUUCUUUGAUUCUUGUUUACACUUUCCACAGCACAAUAUGUGACUAUUGAAGUCCAUGUUCCCACUAAGAGACCAGGUCUGGUUUUUAAGUGCAGCCAGAUUAUGUCUUGAUGGUUUAUGAAAGCCUUAAACACUCAGAUUAAAUCAAAGACACAUUCAGACGUGGUUUGAAAUUCAUCUGAGAUCAGUGUCCUGCAUGUUUGCCUCAGUGUGGAGGUCUGGUAGCUCAAAUCAAACUUUGAAGCGUCUGUUUGGCAUCUGAAGAGCAUCAGAGCAUCAUCAGCUGACAUCCUUCUGUCGCCACAAAGUGACAGAAACGUGAUCGGCAUGUUUGCCUUUUCCUCAAGAUGAGUUAAGCCCAACAAAAACAGACGAUUAUACGUAGACGAUGGUAAAAAAAAUCUAUCCUCAUCUCUGGUAAGACCAUGCAGCUUCGCCAGUAUCUACUUCAAACACAAGGAGUAAACAGUAAGACCUCUUCUCAAGCAGUCUUCAGAAACUCCUCCUGUUCUUAUUUUUUAAACACCCAUUGUUUAUCUGACACCUCCACCUCUGCCGUCCUGUCGUCAGUGAGCUCUGUGAUCCUCUCGUCACCACUCAAACCAUCUGAAGAGAGUUUAAACGAGGUCGCCUUCCUUCCUUCCUUCCUUCCUUUCCAACAAACUGUUAACAUGUUUUUGCACUUUGAGUUUCCGCCUUGUUGCCUCGUCGUUGUGACAUUAAAAUCAGACUCUUUACGGGUUACAUGAAGACAUUAUCAAACACAGAAAUCUAUUCCUCUGUCAUGGACGUGUGGAACCUGAAUGUCUUAAAAGUAGUCUUUAGUUGCAGUUCUAGAGUGGAGAUAAUAAUCUAGAUUAAAUCAUUCUUUGUGUCGUGAAUCCAGUUUAGAAAAGUCAUGAUGUGAGAUGUAAAACUGCACAUUUCAAAGAUUAUGUUUUGGACUUUAAAGCCAGCUUUAAAUGUAUGUUAUUGAGACUUAAUAAGCAGCAUUCCUUCAUUUCAAAGACCUCUAACAGCACUCACGUCUCCUGUAAACAAGUCUGCAUAUUCAGUCAAACCUGGGAAACGUUACAUUCCAACAUGAAGUCAAAAAGGAGUCCUGUCUCAGCAUUUUCAUUCCUGCUGUUUUGCACUUCCUCGUCUUGAAAUGCCUUCGUUCUUCGUGAUUCAUCGUAUUUAUUUACAUAUUUAUUUGUUGAUUAAUUCAGUGACCUCCGUCCGUUAAAGAGAGAGCGAGGUGCUGACAGAGAGGAGCGUCCUCUCUCUCUAAUGAAGUGCUCGAUGAAGUUUGAUCUGUUGUGCGGUGAUCAGCUGAUCAUGCCUUAGUUACACAGAAGCACCUGUCUCUGCUCUCUGUGUCAGACUGUGCUUUAAUGUUGAAGCUCUUAUUGUUCUUUGUUGUAAAGAAAGUUAAAGUUACAUGUUGGUUAUCUCCCUGCUGCCUGUUAGUGCCACCGUUACCACGAACACAACUAACUCCUCUCAAGAGCCUGUUCAUGAGUCUGUACUUCACUGCUUCAGUCUCUGAGAAACAUAAUAAUGCACAUUCCUUAUUAUUCCUCAUUAUUCCUUAUUAUUCUUUAAUAUUCCUCAUUAGUAUUAUUCCUGAUGUCGUCUGUCUUUAUUCCAGGGCGAGUUCCCUCCAUCACAGAGAUUCUUGUUUGAGGUUUAAACCAGUCUGACUUUGUUUUUAUACAUAUCCAUAAACUUCUUCUUUUACUACUUUUGAAAUCACAUUCCAAAUAUGUUUGUUGUAAAUUUAGUUGUCUAAAAACUUGCUCACAGGCAGUGGACCAUUUUUUUUUUUUUGCUAUGUGGUGUUCAACCAUCCUGCAGAGAAAUCAUUAAAUGUGUAAACACAGAGAUCUUAAAUGAAGGACAGUAUUCUGUGGUUUAUUUGUUGUUCUGUGAUGAUUGAGCUGUCGAAGAAGAUUGUGAGUUUGGAGUUUUAGUUAUUUAAGCUAUCGAAAUAUCAAAUACAAGGUUUGCUUUAUUGAAAGAGAAAAUGUAACAAACAUUAUAAGGUCAAAAAAACUUUCUAACUGGAAUAAAAACAGAAAUGAGGCAAAAAUGAACUGAAACUGAAUUAUGUACAUAAAUGUAUAUAUAUACAAAACUAACUAACAUGAGAUAAAGUUAAAGAGUAAAUCAUGUCGUUUUCAUAUUAGUCUGUUUAUUAGUAUGACAGAGGAUUUCAGCCACAUCAAGCACUGGAAAUAAAUGAGAGAUUUAAGAGAUUUUCUUUUUAAAUUUACAAGAAUAAAUUCAUGAGAGAUAAAGAAUCAGAUCUAUGAGAAUAAUGUCACAAAUGAAAUCAGCCUGCACAUUUUAGAGAAUAAAGUUGUAAUUUUGUGUGAAAGAAGUCUUAAUGUCAGGCUCUGGUUGAUCUAUAAGCAGACUUAAAAUAUGCAGACAAACAAGGAUGAUGGAUUCAUUUGUGAAGUUUAACCAAACAGCUUAUGAGCAUGAGCGUGCUCAGGCUGCCUGUUAGUCGCUCUUCUUCUUCUCUUCUACAGAUGUAUGUUUUUGCACGAUGGAUUCAGAAUCCUGAUUCUUCUGUAAACAUGUAAGAUGUGCCAAAAGAUUGAAAAUUCUGUUUCCCUCACGAGUCGCUCCACGUUCUUUAUUUUAGUUCAGGCGGCUGCUCGUCAAAAGAACUGAAGCCUUAACUCGUGACUUUAUUCUCAAAGAUUGUGACUUUGUGGUCAUAAAUAAGUUUAUUUUCAUUAUUUUAUGACUUUAUUCUUUUUUUUUUUUGUAUUCAAUAGACUUAAUGAUCCGUCAUAUUUUGGGUAGAUAUUUAAUCUGUUGUCUAGUUUUUUUUGUGGUGAUAGUUUUCAGCAGUUGGCGCCACGUGACGUCACACAUCUUUGUGUUGAUCCUACUUUUUUUAAAUCACAGCAACAGAAAACAAAACAACUAUCACCAACACUAAGACUGAUAAACACUAGACUAAAAGUUAGUAUUGAAAAGAAGAAAGGAACUAAAGGAACAACUAACUCUGAUCAAAUGUGUUUCAGACUGAUAUUUUUUAACCAUCUUCAGCGUCUUAGAGACUGACCGGACUUAACCCCUCAUACCAACAUAAAAGCAAGAACAUUUCAGCUCUAAUGAGGCAUUUCAUUCUUUAAAGGCUCCACUGAAACAAGAAGGACGAGAUGUUCUGCACAUUUUAUGACCAUAAAAACAUAACACCAAAAACUUCAUGUAAAAAUAACAGGCUCUCGUUAAAGGUUCUUAAAAAGUCACGGGAGGAGACGUUGCUGUAGUGGUGGCAUUAAUCUGCAGCUGUUCAGAUGGAGUGUGAUCUACAACAUGUUUCAUGUAAAUAUUGUACACACUAUGCUGUUUGUGUCUUCACUUCCUGUUUAUGCCAAACUGUAAUUAAACUGAAGCUUUAUGUGUCGUAGAGAAGAGAGAGACCCUGUACAGCUUUGUCCUCGUUUCCUCUCCGCUCAUGUGAACAUGUGAACAUGUGAACAUGUGAACAUGUGUUGUGCAUGUAAACUUGUGACUCUGUCUUUUAAAACCUUCACUGGUUGUUUCUGUGCAUAUUUACAAAAAACAAUAAAGGUACCAAACAUGAGUUAUUAAAUCUC
Messenger RNA from Notolabrus celidotus (New Zealand spotty), 8586 nucleotides. RefSeq names its product sorting nexin 19b (gene snx19b). The transcript has 14 exons. Lineage: Eukaryota; Metazoa; Chordata; Actinopteri; Labriformes; Labridae. The coding region runs from base 92 to 3067 and encodes 991 amino acids. The record is from RefSeq and is a predicted model, not a curated record. Gene Ontology annotation, cellular component: early endosome membrane; intracellular membrane-bounded organelle. Gene Ontology annotation, molecular function: phosphatidylinositol binding.